Alternaria conjuncta is the source of this 651-nucleotide messenger RNA. RefSeq lists its product as uncharacterized. The transcript is spliced from 3 exons. Lineage: Eukaryota; Fungi; Ascomycota; Dothideomycetes; Pleosporales; Pleosporaceae. Bases 1 to 651 code for a protein of 216 amino acids. Gene Ontology annotation, molecular function: catalytic activity. The record is from RefSeq and is a predicted model, not a curated record. Gene Ontology annotation, biological process: nucleotide metabolic process.
AUGCAAGAAACGGACCUCCACUACCCACCCCAAACCUGCCCCUUCUGCACCAUCGCCGCCGCCUUCCCCUUCCCCUCAUCAUCACCCUCGUCUAUUUCCCCGAGCAGUCCACCGCCCACUCCCUCACUAUGGAAGAGCAGCAGUACCCUAGAACAAGACUUGUUAAAAGAGAGUAUACCAAAAGAGGAGGAGAGCGAUCCAGAGAAAACGAGUCCGAGUAGUUUUGUGGUGCUGAGGAGUAGGGAUGUCGUUGCUUUUCUGGACAUCUUGCCGAUGACGGGAGGCCAUUUGCUUGUUACUACGCGUCAGCAUAAGGUCAAGGUUGCGGAUAUGGAGGCUGUGGAGAGUAGGGAGAUUGGUUUCUGGUUACCGAUACUAGCACGGACGGUGGCUAAAGUAACGGGCGUGACGGAUUACAAUAUCGUGCAGAAUAACGGAGCACGUGCCGCGCAAGUAGUACCUCAUGUACAUUUCCACAUCAUCCCGCGUCCGGAGACGAUGCCGGAGAUCAAGAAUAAGAGUUGGACUAUGUUUGGACGGGGUCAGAGGGAUGAUUUGGAUGAUGAGGAGGGGGCUAAGAUGGCGGGGGAGAUGAGGAGGGUGUUGAGGGAGGAGGUGGAGAAGAUGGGUGCUGCGAGUGCCAAGUUAUGA